GCAUCAGUUGAACAGAAAGCGUCAAAGCCAAACAAUCGAGAUUUAAUCCAAAGAAUAACCAAGGAGACAAAAAAACAAUACCAAGAUGCGUCUAACACUUCUGGCGCUCAUUGGAGCUGUCUGCAUCGCCUUGAGCUUUGCCCAGCCAUUGGAUAACAACAACAAGGAGGAGCAGAUUGAUCUGCUCCAGGUAGCGGAUCAAGGAGACGCCCACGCCAACGAGGGCAAUCGAGAGGCGCGCCACUGGGGCGGCGGCGGCUGGGGAGGCGGUGGUUGGGGCGGCGGUGGCUGGGGAGGUGGCGGUUGGGGCGGCGGCGGCGGCUGGGGCCAUCACCAUGGCUGGGGCGGCGGCUGGAAUCGCGGCUGGGGCGGCGGCGGCGGCUGGGGCUGGGGACGUUAAACCGUGCCAGGCCAAGCAAAGCAGCCAAUGUCAUCGACCACCUGUCCAGGAGCCACAGCGUUAAGACACCCUGCAAUGUUUGUUUUGUGUGUGUAAAUAAAGA
Messenger RNA from Drosophila montana, 503 nucleotides. RefSeq lists its product as uncharacterized. The record is from RefSeq and is a predicted model, not a curated record. The transcript has a single exon. The coding region runs from base 86 to 400 and encodes 104 amino acids. NCBI's taxonomy places the organism in Eukaryota, Metazoa, Arthropoda, Insecta, Diptera, Drosophilidae.